Messenger RNA from Styela clava, 2313 nucleotides. RefSeq lists its product as uncharacterized. Gene Ontology annotation, molecular function: RNA polymerase II cis-regulatory region sequence-specific DNA binding; DNA-binding transcription factor activity. NCBI's taxonomy places the organism in Eukaryota, Metazoa, Chordata, Ascidiacea, Stolidobranchia, Styelidae. Gene Ontology annotation, biological process: regulation of transcription by RNA polymerase II. The record is from RefSeq and is a predicted model, not a curated record.
CACAUGUUUCCAACUUUUUACAGGUUUGGCUUUCUCUCAAGAAUUCUCCAUUUUUAUUAGUUUAGGCCUAUAUAUUAUGGUGUUUUCAAAAUAAACUAUCUAUCUAUCAAAGUCUAAAAGUGAAACGACCAUCUUAAAAAUGGAUCCAAAACUUGUUGAACUUGCUCUUGAAUGCUUCCGAAACAAGCCAAGGGUUAAAAUUAGAAAAUUGAAUAUUUCUGGAAAUGAUUUUAUUAAAGUAAAAAAUGAUUCUACAAGUGACAAAAAUUAUGUUCAAGUCAAUGUAACACAAUCACAGAAAGGGAAAGAUGUUAAAAUUGAGAAGCAAAAGAAGGGUCAAAAUUCUGGUACAGGAGGGAGUAAUGAUAAUGUGGCAACACUGACCGUAUCUAAUGGUAACAGGAAUCAAAAAACAACAAAAAAGAUAACGAACGAUCUUGGAGGAAAUGAAUCAGAACGUGGUUGCAAAGUUUGUGGCAAAAUUUACGAGACAGAAUGCAGCUUAAGGAAGCAUUCAUGGACACACACGAAAGGAAAACCAUAUUCGUGUGAUAUAUGUGGCGCCAAAGUUACAACUAAGAACAGCUUAAGAAAACAUAUGCGAAUCAUGCACUCAGAGAUAAGAGUAAAAUGUGAUUUAUGUGAUAAGGAAUACAAAGAGAUAUCUACGUUGAAAGCUCACAAACGAGCUGUGCAUGAGAACAAUAAAAAGCAUAAAUGUACCAUUUGUGACAAGACAUUUCUCUUUCUAAGUGCUUUGAAAGUCCAUAUGGACACUCACUCAAACCUGCGUAAGUAUAAGUGCCACAUUGAGGGGUGCAAUAAAGCUUACUUAAUGAAAAAAGCACUUUCUCACCAUCUACUGGUUCAUUAUAACAUUCGCCGAUUUGUUUGUGAUAUUUGCGGAAAGAACUUCAUUAUUAAUGCACAUUUGAAACUCCAUAUGAGAGUACAUAGCGGAGAAAAACCAUACAAAUGUAAAUAUUGUGGGAGAGCUUUUGCAUAUAAAGCAUUUCUCGUUAACCAUACACGCGUACACACCGGUGAGCGUCCUUUUAAAUGUAAGGAUUGUGGCAUGGAUUUCAAAUAUGCAAUAGCAUAUACAUACCAUAAAAGAAAAAAUCACCCAAGUGAAACACAGCCAACAUUUGCCUGUUUGAUUUGCUCUAAAUCUUUUCGGGACGAUUCAUCUCUAGCACGACAUAUGUUAGUUCACACGAAUGAAACUCCUUACAAAUGUGAGACAUGUGGACGCGGUUUUAAACUAGAACAAAACUUAAAACGACAUUACAUAGUUCACACGGGAGAAAAACGAUACAAAUGCACGAUCUGUGAAGCAGAGUAUGGGUAUCCAAACUCGUUAAAACAACACAUAAUUGGCGUACAUUUGGGAAAAAGAGACUAUAAGUGUGAAAUAUGUGCGAAAACUUUUGCUCGCAGUCAAACACUUGCUAGUCACCUAUAUAUGCACAAAGGCGAAAAGAAAUUUCCAUGCAAAAAAUGCGGCCGUAAGUUUCGAUCCAAAAUCAUGGCAGCUGUUCAUAUGCGAACUCACACAAAAGAAAAACCAUUUGAAUGUGACAUAUGUGGGGACAGAUUCGCUCAUUCAAGCAGUCGUGAUAUGCAUUUGAGACUGCAUACAGGUGAAAGACAUUACAAAUGUAAAAAAUGUCCUGAGUCAUUUAUGCACAGAUAUCAACUCUUGAAACACAAUGGCUCCCAAUGCAGAUUCAAAGUUCUUCCAAAUGAAAACGAUCCAAGGAUUGUGCGCUAAGUUAUGUCAAGUGAUGAGAAAUUGAUUGUUGUAAACUGCUUGUCUGAGGAAGUCUAACUUUGGUCAGACGAAACGUUACAGAAGUACAUUUGUGUUAGUGUGCAGCUGGACUCUUUAAUUGGAUAGUCAUGUUUAUUCCGGUGACAGCAUCCUUGCAGUAUACACAUAUCCACUAGCAUCAGUAUUAUUAACCUGGUGCUUUUAUUGAAAGAUGCCAUGGGCGAAGAGAUAUGGCCAAUGCUGUACAUUGUACUGUAGUGUAAUCUGUACUGUAUCUGCUGUACUGUAGUGUAAUCUACGUUCCGAAUACCUGCUAGAAUGUUAUUCCCAGAGUCAAAUAUGGCACAAUAUUAGCUGAUACCAAAGGGAUGAGAGAAAUUAAAGGGUUCGAAGGUGCCAUGAGCUAGUAAUUGUCAUCUUGCUUUUGCAUGUUAACGAUCAUCUCUUAAUCUUACUGUGUAGGAAUGGGAAAAGAUAAAAAAAAAAUUGUAGUAGUAACGCCAUUAGUAUCUGAGAACUAAAACAUUGUUCAGAGCAAA